AUAAAAAUAUUGAAAAUGGGUUGCAACUAGUUAUUUACCUGAGAGAAACUAUUUGUAAAGAUGGACUAUGGAUCGAAACAAUAUUAAAUAGAGAAUCAACAAGUUAUAAUUAUAAAUUAAAAGAAUUAUUACCACAGCUGCCAAAUGAAGCUGUAAAGUCAAGAGAUUGUGAUACCAAAUAUACACCACUUACAAAAAGCCUGUGA
This is a messenger RNA of Dentiscutata erythropus, 206 nucleotides long. Lineage: Eukaryota; Fungi; Glomeromycota; Glomeromycetes; Diversisporales; Gigasporaceae. The record is from the annotation of a GenBank genome assembly.